Molecule: messenger RNA, 1527 nt
Organism: Ziziphus jujuba (common jujube)
Lineage: Eukaryota; Viridiplantae; Streptophyta; Magnoliopsida; Rosales; Rhamnaceae
Product: cytochrome P450 81E8
Exons: 2
Coding region: 1-1527 (508 amino acids)
Molecular function (GO): iron ion binding; oxidoreductase activity, acting on paired donors, with incorporation or reduction of molecular oxygen; monooxygenase activity
Source: RefSeq, a predicted model, not a curated record
AUGGAAGACACCCUACCAUGCACAAUCCUUUCCUUUGUCAUCCUCUUAUUUGCUUUCAAAUUCUUGCUCAGAACUAAAACUCCCUACAAAAACCUCCCACCAAGUCCACCUUCUCUCCCAAUUGUUGGCCACCUCCAUCUCUUGAAACCUCCAAUCCAUCAAACUUACCACCGCCUGUCGCAAAAAUACGGCCCCAUUUUCUCUCUCUGGUUUGGUUCUCGUCGUGUGGUUAUAGUAUCAUCGCCUUCGGCUGUACGCGACUGCUUUACCAAGAACGACAUCGUCCUUGCCAAUCGUCCUCACCUCCUCAUAACCAAACACCUUGCAUACAACAACACGACCAUGGUUGCAGCCUCAUACGGUGAUCACUGGCGCAACCUCCGCCGCAUUAGCUCCACAGAUAUCUUCUCGUCAAGCCGUCUCAACAUCUUUAUAGGAAUUAGAAAGGAUGAAGUCAAGCGGUUGCUGUGUAAGCUUUCGCAAAACUCAGUAAAAGAUUUUGAAAGGGUUGAGAUGAGAUCUUUGCUUUCGGAGCUGGCCUUCAACAUCAUAAUGAGGAUGGUUGCCGGGAAGCGAUACUACGGUGACAAGGUGACGAAUGAGGAAGAAGCUUGCCAAUUUAGAGACAUAAUUAAGGAGAUGGUUUCUUAUGCGGUAUCAAAUAUUCCAGGAGACUUCUUGCCCUUCUUCAAUUGGAUCGGAUGCAAUGGUAGUUAUGAAAGCAGGAUACAGAAUCUUGGUAAUAGGAUGGACCGGUUCAUGCAAGGCUUGGUUGACGAGCAUCGGAAAAGGAAAGAGAGCGGAAACACCAUGAUUGAUCAUUUACUUUCUUUGCAAAAAUCGCAGCCUGAAUACUACACUGACCAAAUUAUCAAAGGCCUCGUACAGGUAUUGUUAUUGGCUGGGACGGACACAUCAUCAGUGACAAUAGAAUGGGCUUUGGCCAAUCUAUUAAAUCAUCCCCAUAUCUUGAAGAAAGCUAGACUUGAACUUGAUGAACGUGUUGGGCAACAACGUUUGGUGGACGAACAAGAUCUUCCCAAACUACCAUACCUCCAAAAUAUCAUCUCCGAAACCCUUCGGUUGCACCCAGCAGCGCCAAACCUUGUGCCACAUUUCUCUUCCGCCGAUUGCCAAGUUGGCGGAUAUGACGUGCCGCAGGGUACCAUUGUAUUGAUUAAUGCAUGGGCGAUACACAGAGAUCCUAGUAUGUGGGAUGAUCCAGAUAGUUUUAAACCUGAGAGAUUUGAAGUGGAUAAAGAUGGACAUGAUGAGAUGCCGUACAAGCUACUGCCAUAUGGCAUUGGAAGGAGGUCAUGUCCUGGAGCUGGGCUUGCCCAACGUAUAAUGGGUUUAACAUUGGGCUCUUUGAUUCAGGGCUUAGAGUGGGAGAAAGUAAGCGACGAGAAAAUUGAUAUGGCCGAAGGCGAAGGUAUGACUAUGCCCAAAGCUGUUCCGUUGGAGGUCAUGUGUAAAGCACGUCCUAUCAUGAGCAAUGUUCUCUUGGAGUCUUGGGAUCAAAUUUAA